UUGCCCUCUCAUCUACAUCUCCAUAAGCCUCCUCCGCCCAGUUGCGUGUUCUCUCCGGCAAAAGUUCCCCAGCCAGAAACCACAAAAAAAACAUCUCCAGACUGGGCAUGAUUGGACGUUAUUUAUAUUUGAAUGAAGCAAACAAUUAACUCAGACGAAGCGUCGCCUGGAAUCUGACAAGAGAUUGAGGCUCUUCAUCAGCAAAACAAUUAUCGUCUUACACUUGAAUCUUUGUUUGUUUGUUUUUCUCCACCAAUUGGAAUAGAUAAAGUUAUUAAAGGUAUAUGCAGCUUGUGGGGUGGCGGGGAUGCAAAACAAGUUCAAAGAAAACUAGUUUCCUUUCACUUGAAUUAACAGCCAUUGAACCCCGGUUAUGGUUCUAGCGAAAAAGGAUCUUCCCAGGCAAAAAAACAAAAAAAACUAGUUUCUGAUGAGCCUCUUAAUGGGCUGAUUCAUCCGAAUGAUUCUACAUAUAUUCUGUUUCUUCAACUGCCUCAUCCCCUUGCGAGCUCCAAUAUGUUGUUUCUUCGCUUCCUGUUUUGCAGUGACGCAGUUCUAUGAGAUGCCGCAGCUGUACGACUUGGACGACUACGACCGCUGCAUGCAGGAACUGGAUGGGGAGACCUCCAGCUACUGCUUUGUCCGGGCCCAAGUCCAGCCGGAUGAGUCGGUGGCCGCCUGGCGAGCCAUCGCCGAGAUCUCGCGCUACGAUCGCCAUCACUUCGACCAUCGCCAGCUGUACUUUGGCCUCUGCCUGAGGGAAUGCGAGGCCUCCCUGGCCGGACUGGACGACGCCGAGCUGGAAUCGCUGCUGCCGGGUCUGCUCACGGAAAAUGAGAAGGUGAAUGUGUACCUGGGGCUGUUCGCUAUGGAGGCGCAGAACCGAGAGCAACAUCAGCGGCUGACGAGUGCCUGCCUCAACUGGCGGCUGAAGCGGCGAGGAUUCAGUCUGCGGGCCAAGAGCGUGGUGGAAUACUGCGAUGAGGCUGGACGAGUGGUCCAGGAUGAUGCCUGGAACUUGACAUUCUAUGGGCUACUGUGCGGUCUGAUGGUUCUGGCCAGCUUGGGCAGUCUCGUGGAUCUCUUGCUCAAGCGGCGGCGUCACGACAAGAUGCUCAAGGAGCGGGAUCACUACAAGACCCCACCCAAGAGCCUCGCCCAGCAGCUGCUGCUCACCUUCUCGGUGGCUCGGAACUGGUAUCGGCUCAACCAGGAGCCCAACGGCAAGAUCGGACGCGAGCUGCGCUUCCUCGACUGCUUCAAGUUUUUCUCCAUGUUCAUGGUUAUCUUCGCGCACACCAACUGGGUGAUCUAUGAGAGCGCCAUCAGCAAUCCCCAGGAUCCCGAGCGUCUUUUACACACGGCCGCGGGCACACUCCUCGUCUCCGGCUCUCUCAUCACGGUCACGUUCUUUGUGAUCAGUGGCCUCCUUCUCACCAUCAACUGGUUGGCCGUGGCGCGUACGCUGCAGUCCAAAGCAGAGUCCUGGACCUUUCUGCAGUACGCCGUGCUCUUUGUCAAGUUCAACGUGUUUCGCUACAUUCGUCUGACAGUGCCCUAUGCCUUUGUUCUGCUCUUGAGCGGCGUGUACUUUGACACUGCCGGAGGGCCGCUCUGGCGGCACAUCUACGAGCGGGAGCAACUGGCCUGCCGUCGUAACUGGUGGACCAAUCUCCUGUACAUCAACAACUUUGUGCAGACGGACGAGCGCUGCCUGCUCCAGGGAUGGUAUCUGGCCGCGGACACGCAAUCCUUUGUGCUCAGCUUGGUGCUGCUGAUGCUGGGCCAUCGCUUUGCCAAAUGGAGCAAGCAGCUCUACGCGGUGAUCCUGGCGAUCUUCAUGGCCCUUCCUGUGCUGCUCACGUACGCCCUGGACUACUAUCCGAUCUUUGUGCCUACGCCGCAAACCCAAAAGGACUCGUUCAUUGGGGAUCGCCAGUUCACGGAGUUCUAUACCUCGUCGCUGAUGAACUUUGGCUGCUAUUUCUGCGGAGUUCUGGCCGCCUUGGUCUACGACCAGCUGGCCCUGAAGCAGUACAAGUUGCGGGAGUUGCGCAGCUUCCAGCUCCUGUGGUUCGCCCUCAUUCCGGUGGGCAUCCUCUGGCUCUUCACCGCUCACCCCAUUUUCCAGCACUACUAUGUGGCUCCGUCGGCCAUAUGGGGCGCCAUCUACGCGGGGCUGCAGCGGAACCUCUGGGCCUUUGGUCUCAGCAUCUUUAUUGUGGGCAUGGCCGGGAAGGUCGGCUGUAAGUAUCCUCGAGGGAUACGGUUUUCCGCUUGGAUUCUCCGCUCAUAUUGGUGUUUUGUUUGCUUUCCAGGGAUCUUCCGCAAGUUCGCCUGUCUGCCCAUCUUCCGUAUACUGGGACGCCUCACCUAUGGAGCGUUCAUCGUCCAUCUGCUGGUGGCGCGUAUCGUCCUGGCCACCGUGCGGGAGCCCAUCUACUUUGGCACCGGCAUGAUGUUUGCCUUCAUCUUCUUCACGAUGACCGUGUCGUAUCUGUGCUCCUUCCUGCUGGCCAUCUUCCUGGAGCUGCCCGUCUCCUCCCUCCUGAAGCUGAUGCGAUAGCAAUAGUUCUCUCGAAGUAAUUUUAGUUGUAGCAUUAGUUAACUUAAAUUAAAGACAAUCUUACCCCGA
Messenger RNA from Drosophila persimilis, 2635 nucleotides. Its product is annotated as nose resistant to fluoxetine protein 6. NCBI's taxonomy places the organism in Eukaryota, Metazoa, Arthropoda, Insecta, Diptera, Drosophilidae. The transcript is spliced from 6 exons. The record is from RefSeq and is a predicted model, not a curated record. Gene Ontology annotation, molecular function: acyltransferase activity, transferring groups other than amino-acyl groups. The coding region runs from base 461 to 2566 and encodes 701 amino acids.